AUGGCGGCGGCCACACGGUACUUUGGGGGGGCGGUGUCGUCGUCCUCACGGCAUAGCCGAGCGCUGCUGCUGUGCGCGCUGCUGGCCUUGGUACGCCUCAGCUCCGGCAACAUUAGAUUAUUGCCAGCCACUAACAUUACUUGGUCAUCCAUCAAUUUUAAGACACUGCUGCAUUGGGGGCCUAAGCCAACCAAUUAUGUUUACACAGUUGAACUAGAUGGGGAUCUAGCCAAUCGGGUGAAAACAUGCAUUUUUAUUAACAAAACAGAAUGUGAUGUUACUAAUCAGAUGAAGAAUUUAAAAGAUACAUACACUGCUCGCAUAUACUCUGAACUGCCAACUUGGGAAGAUGAUGCUGACAUCAUUUAUGAAAUUUCUCCACGGUUCACACCUUACACUGAAACUGAGAUUGGAAUGCCAACAAUCAAAAACUUUGAACAAAAAGGUAAAACUUUGAAAGUGGAGAUAGAGGAUCCAUUAACACCAGUACGAUUUGAUAAUGGAAGCUUUCAAAGUAUGAGGGACAUAUUCAAAACAGAUAUAGAAUACACACUGACCUUUUGGAAAGACCAAACUACAGGAAAGAAAUGGUUAACUAGAAAAAGCAACCAGUUUGAAUUUAGCAUUGACGAAGGGAAGAACUACUGCUUCUUUGUCCAAGCAACUAUUCCAUCACGCAAAACUAACCGAAAUAGUCAAAAAAGUGCUGAAAGUUGUACCAGUGUUCAAAGAGAGGAUUUGGAUGGUCUUCAAUUUGAGUCGAUAGUUAUAAUAGCAGCUGGUGCAGUUGGAAUCUUGAUUCUAAUAAUCGUUUUGUCUGUGGUUGUGUACAAAUGCACAAAGGCAAAAUCUGCAAGAAAAACAAAAAAAGAGGAUAUGCCCCCGAAUUUGUAGGGUGUGAGAAAGCUCAAGUCUGCAUUAUCACUACAAACUGUUCUUCAAGACUCCAUAAGAAACUCUUCUCCUACCUGUGGAAGCAGAAACAACUUUCAAUCAAGGGACACUUAUUUUUUCUGUGAAGUUCUUAGUUAAAACACUACUUUUAAAAGCCAGCCUGCAUUUAAUCUGUGAGUAACAGCUACAAGAACUGUCUAAAUAUGUUAGCUGACAGAUGUGAUGAAAAUCCUGCUGUUUGUUUUGCACUUUUGGUGUAUUUUGAGAUCAGGUGUUCUGGGUACAAAAGUUGGUACGGGUUUUAAAACGUUGUAAGAAAAGGUUUUUAACAGCCUAAUAGACUUAAUAUAAGGUGUUACGGUGCAAAUCAAUA
Molecule: messenger RNA, 1267 nt
Organism: Elgaria multicarinata webbii
Lineage: Eukaryota; Metazoa; Chordata; Lepidosauria; Squamata; Anguidae
Gene: F3
Product: coagulation factor III, tissue factor
Exons: 6
Coding region: 1-894 (297 amino acids)
Biological process (GO): cytokine-mediated signaling pathway; blood coagulation
Cellular component (GO): plasma membrane
Molecular function (GO): cytokine receptor activity; protein binding
Source: RefSeq, a predicted model, not a curated record